AUGAAGACGGUGCAGAGCCUAACUGGAAGCAUAGCUGCCUUAAGUCGAUUCAUUUCCAGGUCUUCGGAGAAGUGUCAUAAGUUCUUCCCAUUGUUGAAAAAGAAGAAGGACUUUGAUUGGACUCUGGAUUGUCAACAUGCAUUGAGGGAUUUGAAGAAGUAUCUUUCUAGUCCAUUGUUACUGCACAAGCUGAAAGCGGACGGAAAAUUAUUUUUAUACUUGGCAAUAUCGGAUGUAGUGGUUAGUGUUGUAGAAUGCGAAGUGAGGCAAGUGACCGAGGAGCAAAAUAGUGAGGCAGAUGCCUUGGCAAAUUUGGGAUCAUCCGUGGAUAUUGAAGGAAUUAGUUCUGGAAAAGUGGUACAACCCCUAAAUUCGUCUAUAGAUAAUAGUCACGGAGAAGUAAAUUCCACAAGUUUUACUUGGGACUGGCGAAACAAGUAUAUCAAUUACCUGAAGGAUGGAAAGCUUCCAACUGACCCAAAAGAGUCAAGAGCACUUCGUACGAAGGUGGCCAAAUAUUGCAUAGCUGAUGGUCAACUAUACUGGAGAUCGUUUUAUGGUCCGUUGCCAAGAUGUUUGGGUCCUGGAGAAACGGAUGAUGUGAUGUGCGAAGUACAUGAAGGGCAUUGUGGAAAUCACUCCGGAGCAGAGUUAUUGGUUCGAAAAAUAAUUAGAGCCGGAUAUUUCUGGUCGACCAUGGAGAAAGAUGCAAAAAGUUUAGUACAAAAAUGUGAUGAAUGUCAAAGGCAUGCUCACAUGAUUCAUCAGCUGGCAGAAUUAUUGCAUCCGAUUGUUUCACCUUGGCCUUUCAUGAAAUGGGGGAUGGACAUUGUGGGGCCAUUACCAGUAGUGCCCAGACAAGUAAAGUUCAUUUUAAUUAUGACUGACUGUUUCUCUAAGUGGAUUGAAGCAGGGACUUUAAAGAAAAUUAGAGAGAGAGAAGUCAUUGAUUUCAUUUGGGAUCAUAUCAUUUGUCGAUUUGUAAUACCAAAGGAGAUCACUUGCGAUAAUGGGCCACAGUUCGCUAGUAGAAAAAUCACGGAGUUCUUUGAUGGCAAGCGGAGAGAGAGCUUACCGGAGGUAUUAUGCGCAUACAAGACCACGACAAAGAUCAACACUGGAGAAACUUCGUUUUCUCUGGUUUAUGGCACGGAAGCGUUAAGUCUGGUUGAAGUGGGAGAACCAAGUUUGAGGUUCAGUCAUGCCAAUGAUGAAUCAAAUAAUGAAGCUAUGGCAGUAAAAUUGGAUUUAAUGGAGGAACAUCAUGAGAUGGCAUUCUUACAAGUGGUGGCUCAAAAACAAAGAAUGGAAAAAUGUUACAAUCGAAGGACAAAUCUCAGGCAUUUUCAAGUGGGGAAUUUGGUCCUCCGAAAAGUGACUUGUAAUAUCAAAAAUCCUAAUGAAGGGAAAUUGGGUCCAAAUUAG
Molecule: messenger RNA, 1425 nt
Organism: Lycium ferocissimum
Lineage: Eukaryota; Viridiplantae; Streptophyta; Magnoliopsida; Solanales; Solanaceae
Exons: 3
Coding region: 1-1425 (474 amino acids)
Biological process (GO): DNA integration
Molecular function (GO): nucleic acid binding
Source: RefSeq, a predicted model, not a curated record